ACUCGACCCGAGAACACGAAACGCGCGCGCGAUCGUCGCAAACUGUCAAACUACUGUCACUGGGAGAGCAUUAAAGUGUGUAGUCCUGUGUAAUCGGUGCGUGUGUGUGUUGGUGUCUCUGUAACGUAACCCUUUUUUCUCCUUUGCUGAAGUGAUUUAAGGAAUCCGCAGGAUUUGUGGGGAAAAAUUGACGAAGAAGAAAAGUGAUAACACAAUCGGUGAAAAUAGUUUGUGAGAUCUAGUGGGCCGCGACGAGCUGUCACUUGCGACAGAACUUCUAAGCCGACUUCUGCAAAUCCAAGUAAGCGCCGUUGCGGUGAAGAAUCGGGCUCUCAUGGCUUGCUACUGCGGCGACAACACCGGAGACGCCGUCGACGACAAGUAGAAGUGAAGAGGGGAUUAGAGUGUACACCACAACCAGGAAGAAAGUUUAAAGUUCAAUAACCAAUCCGACGUCAGUGGGAAGUGUUGAGCGGAGAAACGAAGAGGGGGGCAAGGUUCUGUAACAAGCGGAAGGUGUGCACGAUCAAAGCAGCUCGAAGAGGUGUGACAAGAAGAUCAGAGGAAGAAGGAAGAGAGAGAGAGCAAUGUCGAGCGUUGAUUGAAGAUUCGUGAUUGUUUGUUUUGAGUGUGUUGGGAUUGUGACAACCUGUCAAAAAAGGGGUUUAUUUUGUGGAAUUGUAAGCUGAGACGCAGCAGGCCGAGGGAUUAUUGCACGGAAAAGAAUCUGGCCGGAACUGUCAACCUGGGUUCGUGAGUGCGUGGCGGGGCACCAUGGAUCACGCGGUGCACGCGGCCCGCGGACGACCAUGGAACAAACUUCGCUUCGAGAACAACGAGCUGGAAUGUCUGUACCAGCGGUACACGCUCAAGCUGCAGCGGUUCUCCGUGACCGGCGUGGUGGCGCUGGUCGUCGUCCUGUGCGGCGUUAUGGCCGGGUUGAGUCUCGGCUACAACCAGGCGCCCACGCUCCAUAACGUGUUCAACUCGUUUCUGUGCCUGCUGUUCGCGGUGGUCCUGGCGCUGCUCCAGUUCCGGUUGAUCCGGGACUCGCACCUGCCGUACCUCUGCUACGGGAUCCUCUUCUUCACGGCGGCCUUCUGCUUCAUCUCGAUGCCGACGGUCGGCAUCGUGUUCCCCGUCGAUACCCGCGAGGUCAUGGCCGAGGGCGUCUGGCAGAUCGUCUUUGUGGUGUUCCUGGCGUACGCCAUGAUGCCGCUCCAGAUCUGGGAGGCGGUCCUGUUCGGGAUCAUCCUACCAUCGAUCCACGUCGGCCUGACCGGGUACAACAUCUACAAUGACAACUUCCAGUACCUGGCCUACCAACAGCUAGCCGCCAACAUCGUCAUCUUCGUCGGCGUCAACGUCGCCGGUCUCGUCGUGAACGUCAUGAUGGAGCGGGCCCAACGCCGAGCCUUCCUCGACACCCGGAACUGCAUCGCGGCCCGCCUCGAAAUGGAAGACGAAAACGAGAAGCUCGAACGCCUCCUGCUCUCCGUCCUGCCCCAACACGUCGCCAUGGAGAUGAAAAACGACAUCCUCUCCCCCGUCGAAGGCCAGUUCCACAAGAUCUACAUCCAAAAGCACGAAAACGUCAGCAUCCUCUUCGCCGACAUCGUCGGCUUCACCGUCCUCGCCUCCCAGUGCAGCGCCCAAGAACUCGUCCGACUCCUAAACGAACUCUUCGGCCGCUUCGACCAACUAGCCCACGACAACCACUGCCUGCGCAUCAAGAUCCUCGGCGAUUGCUACUACUGCGUGUCCGGCAUCCCGGACCCCCGCGCCGACCACGCCCGCUGCGCCGUCGAGAUGGGCCUGGACAUGAUCGACGCGAUCGCCUCCGUCGUCGAGCAAACGGACGUGAUCCUGAACAUGCGCGUCGGAAUCCACUCCGGACGGGUGCUGUGCGGAGUGCUCGGGCUCCGUAAGUGGCAGUUUGACGUGUGGUCCAACGACGUGACGCUGGCGAACCACAUGGAGAGUGGAGGGGAGCCGGGAAGGGUUCAUGUGACGCGGGCUACGCUGGACGCGCUCGGUGGGGAGUACGAGGUGGAGGCCGGGCAUGGAGACACGCGGGACUCGUACCUGAGGGAUAAUCAGAUCGAUACGUACUUUAUCGUGCCGCCGGCACAUCGGAGAAAGCCCCUGAUGCUGAACACGCUCGGCGUCCGGUCCGCGCUGGGUGCGGCCAACCGGCGCAAGCUGUCCUUCCGGAACGUCUCGAACGUGGUCGUCCAGCUGCUGCACACCAUCAAGUACUCGGUGCCGGUGCCGUUCUCGCACAUGGCCACCGGUGCGCCACCGUACCCGCCGGGAGGGGGCGGCAGUGGCGGCGGGAGCAGUGCCGGAGGAGGCGGAGGAGGGGCAGGCUUGUUCCUGGACAAGAAUGCCCGGAAGGACCCGGUGCUCCACUUGCAACGAAUGCUGCACGCCAAUCCGUACCAGGCCGCCCUAGCGGCCGCCGCCAACGAGAACGACGGUCUGAUGGGUUCCGGCCGAUCUUCCGGCAACCGCGGCGGCACUUCCUGUCUCAGCGAUUCCUCCGCGUACGACAGCGCGGACUCGACCGCGUCAAAAAACAAGGUGACGGACAAGUUCAAGCGGCCGUUCAAGAAGCGCCACUCCAGCGUGUACCACCAGCCGUCGAACCGGGUCAACAAGUUCCUGUCGCAGGCCAUCGAGGCCCGGAGCGUGGACCGGGAAAAGUCGGUGCACGUGAAGCGGAUCUCGCUGCAGUUCCGGGAGAAGGAAAAGGAACGCCAGUACCAUCAGGACUUUGACCUGGGCUUCACUACGGCCAUGGGUUGUAGUUUACUUCUGUUGAUUUUGAGCGCCGGAUUGCAGAUUUCCGCGCUGCCUCGAACGCUGAUUCUUCUGCUGCUCUUCCUGACCGCCUUCAUCUGGAUUAGCUCGAUCCUGAUGUUGCUGCUGGCCGUCCGGCUCAAGUGGAUCUUCUGGGACCUGUCCCAGAGCUUCUCACUGCGCCUGGCCAUCACCAUCUUCACCAUCGUGCUGCUCUACUCGGUUGGGCAGGUCAACGUAUUCACCUGCCUGUCGGACCAUCCGUGCACCACCAACUUUACCACCAAAGCCGUGCCGGAUCUGUCGCUGGCGGCGUCCGCGGCGAAUCUGCUUCACGCCGAUCCGGCCACGUCGGCGUCCUCGAUGCAUCACGACGGGAUUGGGCCGCCGCAUCCGUCGGUUCUCGGCAGCAACUACGCCCACCGGAAGUGCGCCCUGCCGCAGUACAUCUCGCUGUCGGCGGCCUUCUCCUUUCUGACCGUGUCGAUCUUUUUGAGGCUCCCCAUCAUGGUGAAAACGUUCCUGGUGACGGCGAUGGGCGUCAUGUACUGCCUGUUCAUCGAGCUGUCUCACACGAACAUAUUCGACUGUUACGACCAGCGCGUCGAGUCGGCCAUCCCGCUGCACACGAUCUCACUGGCACGGAUCAUCAUCUUCAUGAUCGCCAUCCUGGCGCACGGCCGCCAGGUCGAGUGGACGGCCCGGCUGGACUUCCUCUGGCAGCUGCAGGCCUCCCAGGAGAAGAAGGAGAUGUCGGUGCUGCAGCAGAGCAAUCGGAGGAUCUUGUACAACUUGCUGCCGUCGCACGUGGCGGCGCACUUCUUGGACAAUCAGUUUAGCCGGGCGAACAUGGGUACGCUUGGCGCGAAUCAGGAUUUGUACCAUCAGAGCUACACCAAGGUGGGGGUGAUCUUUGCGAGUGUGCCGAACUUUCACGAGUUUUACACGGAGCUGGACGGGUCGAACCAGGGGGUGGAGUGUUUACGGCUGUUGAACGAGAUCAUCGCGGACUUUGACGAGUUGCUGUGUGAGGAGCGGUUCCAGGCGAUUGAUAAGAUCAAGACGGUGGGGAGCACUUAUAUGGCGGCGGUUGGGUUGAUUCCGGAGUUUAAGAUGCUGCCGAGCGAUGGGAACUCGGCGCGGAAGUUGAUGACGGCGCUGAUUGACUUUGUGAAGGCGAUGAGGAUCACGCUGAAGAAUAUCAAUGAGAAUUCGUAUAAUAACUUUAUGUUGCGGGUUGGGGUGAAUGUUGGACCGGUGGUUGCCGGGGUUAUUGGUGCGAGGAAACCUCAGUAUGACAUUUGGGGGAAUACGGUGAACGUGGCGAGUCGGAUGGACUCGACGGGGAUUCCGGGGUACACUCAGGUGACGCAGGAGGUUAUUGACAGCUUGCAGGGUAGUCAUUUUGAGUUCCGGUGUCGGGGUCAGAUCAAGGUCAAAGGUAAGGGCGAUAUGGUGACUUAUUUCUUGUGUGAGCAGAACGAGAACAUGCUGAAUGGGGGUGGAGGGGCGGUUGGGGGGAUGAUGGCGGGGAAUGGAACUGGGAAUCGGCAGACUCCGGUGCCGAACAUAAUCUCGAACUAUCAGACGGACAGCUUCCACCAUCUGAACAUCAGCCAACAGCAGCAGCAGCAGCAACAGCAGGUCAGUUGCUACCAACCGGCGCAGGUUCCGGUGCUGCAACCGCAGAGCUACUACAUGAAGCGAUCUUCCGACAUGGACAACAACAGCAUGAAGAACACCAAGUGGCAGGUUGGCAACGACAGCUCCUACUCCAAGAAGGAGAGCUACAACUUCCUGGAGAGUCCGAAUUUGCUGCAUCAGCAACAGCCGGGAGUCGCCGGUCAGCACCAACCGCAGCCACAACACUUCCAGCAACAACCUCAGCAGCACCUUAAAGCCGCCUACAAGCACAACAACAUCAACAACAACCACAUUGGCUCAAACAGCAAGCGGAACGACUACCAUGCGGCCAACAUCCGGGAAAACUUCAACAUCAUCGAGAACCCGAACGUCGCAAAAGACAUGGACGAGAACAACUUCAACAAGCCAGGCCACAAGGUCCGGAACAACCGGAACCACCACCACCAUCAUCACCAUCGACACGAACCAAGCCCCGGCCAACAACAACAACAGUCAGCACCACCAAACAACCGGUACGUAACCGCUUCCGAGAACGAACCCCUGCUCGGAUCCGGCAUGGUCGGCAACGCCAUCAUCAAACCCAUCCAACAGAUCCAGCAAAUCCCCAAGUACGAACCACCCCGCUACGCGACCGGCAGCACCGCCUUCCCUGCCGCCGGCCAGCACCUCUACAACAACAACAACGCGUCCGCGUACAACUUCCCGGUAGCACCGGGACCUCCCCAACAACUUCAACAAGCCAACAACUACCAGCAGCACCAGCAACAGCAAGCCCGCCAGCACCAGCUCUACCAACAGCAGCAGCAACAACUCCUUAAACAAUACAUCAAACCCCUCCCCAAACUCCCCCACGAAUUCGACGAAUCCCGCGAAAUGUCCUCCACCGACGAUCUCAGCUCGCGACCCCGCUCCCCCUCGGUCAGCUCUUCCGACGAAAGCUACUCCAAAACCACCGAAGGCGAAGAACUGGACGGCGGCCACUCCCCCCUCCCUCCUCACCACCACCAGCAACAGUACAUCAACAACUUCAACAACCCGCUCCAAUACCUCUACCCCGGCGACAUCCAAGUCGACCCAACUUCCCCGCCCAAACUCAGCCCCCUCGAUUUCGCCAACCUGAAAGACUUCGAAGUGACCACCACCGCCGAAACGAAGAGUUCCGUGCCGAACAAGGGCGAGUCGUGCAACAGCUUCGAGUUCCACGAAAAGGCACCGCAAGCGGCGGCGGCGCCGCCACCAGCCUUCCCAAAGUCCCCGUUUGAGCGGGAGCUGCAGCGCCGGCUGGCGGAGUCGCAGUCGCGGCCCAUGUUGGCGAACAACAAUCUGGAUCAGGAGCAGCAGCAGCAGCAGCACCAUCUGCCAGUGCGGAGGGAUUCGUUGGACAACAGCGGGAAGGUGAAGAACGUGAACAACUUGAUGCUGGCGAAGCAUCCGGGCACGCUGGAGGCGAUCAAGGAGGCCACGCGGAACAAGAACCCGUCGGAGUCGAGUCAUAUGCAAACCUCCGACACGGAAUCGUGCGAAAUCAUCCACGACUACCGGACGUCGACGACGGCUGGCAACGCGAGCGCUGGCAACUCGAUGGACAGUCGAGGCCACCACCACCAACCGCAUCACCAUCACCACCACGCCCACCACUCGUCUUCGCUGACACAAUCGCCACGGUUCCGGAACCGGCACCAGCAGCUGGCGUCCCGGCUGGCCGUCGGCACGAAAAAGUCCUCCAACGAAACUUCCUCCAACAUCGAAGCGGACGAAGAUCUGCGGCUGUCGAACGAGGCCAUCUACCGGGGACGGGGCCGGGACUCGGACGACAUGCUGGACGACGACGAAGAACCGGAUGAGGUGGAGGAAGAGGAGGAGGAAGAGUCCGAGGUGGAAUCCGAAGAGGAGGAGGAGGACGAAGACGAAGCGGAGCGGCAGUUCCGGCGGAAGCAGCAGCAGCAGCAGCGAUCCUGUGGCGUCGAGAGGAGGCCAAGUGAUGCCGUGACGCGGAAUUACAUCUCGGACGAGCUCAAGUACGGUGCGGGCCACAAUCGGGGGACGCCGGUUGGGGUGGUCUUGGGGGGAGUUGGAGGAGGAGGAGGAGGAGAUUUGAGUCAUCACAGUCACAGUCAUCACAACAAUAGCCAUAGUUCGCACCACAACCACCAGUCGCUGGAUUCGAACCCGGUGGAGAGUCAGUCGGAGUGGAGCGAUGACGAGUGCCGGGAGGAGGCAACGGGUGGCGCCGAAAGCACCGGCUACAUCACCGACGAGCCCGGCCUCGAAAACAUCUCGCUCCUGAACGAGGCCGGCCUGACCGACGCCGAGGGUGCCCUCUCGGACGUCAACUCCCUGUACAACGCCCCCGACGUGGACGACACGUCCAUCUCUUCGCGCGCCAGCAGCCGCCUCCUUUCGCUGGACUCCCUUUCGGGCCUCUACGACUGCGAUCUGGACUCGAAGCACGAAAUGGCCAUCGUCAGUGCGUCGCACAAGAUUAGCAGCAAGUUUGGACCGGGGACGACGACGACCAAUUCCGCGACGAACGGUUCCACCGGAUGACCGGAAAGGGAGCAGGAACGGGAAGGGAAGGGGGAGGACGUCGAGGUCGAUGACUGUAAAUAGUUGUCUUAGAUAGAGUAUGCUGCACUGCUGGUCGGACAUUUUUUGGAAGAGAAAUGGGUAUCUCUUUGUCACAAAAUUGAACCAUUUUUUUGUGUGUGUUGUGUAAUUAUAAAAGUUGAGAGGAAAGCAAAGAAGCAUUUCAUUCAGUUUCGUUGCAUAAAUAGCCUUAACGGUGCUUUACACAGAUCACACCAAAAUUGUGCAUUUGUUGGUGAUAUGUUCUCUUUUCUUUUAACUCUUGUUGCUUUUGUUGGUUGUUGGCUUUGUCGAGUUUGUAAAGUUAAGCUGGGAAAACUGUGGAAGAAUCAAUGAAAAAAAACGGAAUCAAAUGUUCUUCUUGAAUCCAUGUUUAACAAAAUUUAAAUUGCUGAGGAGGCGAAUGCCUGACAAAAUUGAAAAAUAACUCAAGUUAAAAACAAAUAUGAUCUGACCGAAUUAUAUUUUGACUUGACAUGGAAAUACUUAAAACGACACCAGUUUUAGAUUCCAUUUGUUGAUUUUUGGUCGAUUUUACAUUGAAACGGUUAAUUUAUUAAUAAAUAAUAUAUAAUAAAUUAUUUCAGAUGUUUUUUUUUUUUUUUUGCAUUGUAACUGUUUUUUGCCGUAAUUAUAUUUGGGCACCAACUCGAUAGCUAUUUUGAUCAUCAGAUCAAACAUCGAAGACAUCGAAUUGGUCACCUUUUGCUUGGAGUGUUGUCAAAUUUAAAUUUAAAAUUAUUGAUCUUUGCACUAGAAAAUCCAAAAAAAUGCUCAAUAAUUUUUCCUUCUCUCUUUUUUUUUAACUUGAGAAUAUUUAAGUAAUUAAAAUUCCAAAUUUAAAUAUUUAUUCAGUUCUUGUGUCAUUCAAAAUCUCUAACAUUUUGUAAAAAAUACCUAAUUUUUGCUUUUGAUGUUUUUUUUUCAAAAUCGGACUACAACUCAGAUUCUAUUAUCAAGAGGCCUUGGAAAAAUUUCACAUUUGAUAAUAAAAUCUUCAGAUAAUCGAAUCACGAAAAUUAAUUUCACUGUCUUUUUUUUUUUUGAAUGAUGAGCUUAAGUUUGGAUUUUGUAAAUCCAAAAUGGCGGUGAUGGAGUAUUGAAAAAAAAAAAUGCAUUUGGAACAUUCCGGCGUUGCACGUCACGAUAUUUCUCUCUUUUCCGAAAUAUAUAUCAAAUGAUAUCAAAACCACUCUAAAACUCAAAUGUUAUUACAGAUUCGGAAUAGAAAUUGAAUUUUCUACAAGUAGUGACUAUGAAAAACUAAUUUUAAGUCUAAUUUUUCAUUUGCCACAAAUUUCGACUCUUUUUGGUUAAAUUAAUAAACUGGUUAUGAUAAACAUAUGUCAUGGAAAAUCCAGCUGCGAUUGAUGAUUGGGCCAAUAAAAAUACGAAUAAAUACUUCAAAUGUUCGACCUAUUAGCAAAAACGUGUCGUUUUUGUCGUUGGAAAAUGUGUCACAUGGUUAUUUAGCAGGCAAUCAUCCAUUCAAAUUUAAGUAAAAUGGAGUCUCUGCGACUCGAAUUUUAUGUACAAAGUGAGAAAAAAAAUUCUUUGAGGCUUCGUAUAACCGAUUCUGGACAGUAAUUUGAAUUAGGAUUAAAUAAUGUUAAAUAAUUUCAAUAGUUAAAUGACUGAAGUUUUCACAUAAAAAACGAUUUCUUUUAUUUUUAGCAAAUCUUUUUUAUCCAAAACUUCAAACAGGAACACUUCGAGCACUUUUUUUGAAAUUUUAAGAGUCUGGAACGUAUGAUUACCCCACUAUCGGGUUUUCCGCAAGGGAUGCAGUGGAAUUUCUUGCACAUGUCUCAAGUGGGCAGAUAUGGAAUAAAUUUAGAUUUUUAUUUUGGCAAAAAUAUAUUGAAAUCUCGCGCAAUAUUGCUUAAAACUUUAACUGAUAAAGUUUUUUUUAUUCUUCUGCAAAACUUACAUGUUUGUAAACAAACAUUUGAGACGACUGCUUGAAAAAGAUGCACAAAUGCUUUCAAAUUAAGGAUAUUAAUAGCCAGUCAGAUUUCGAAGCAGCUUCAAUUCGUACGUACCAGUCAGAGCUAAUUGUUCUCCACAAAAAAAUGCAUUUCAGAGCUCGACACCCUCCCAAUUUGGUGCAAAUGUUACGUCUGCUCAACCAACUUACUGUGAGGGAAAAAUCCCUGCAAAAGGGGAAGGUCAAUUUGGCGACUUAUGCCAACAUUUCUCUUUCAUAUCAAAGUCCAGGUCAUGAAUUAGUUAUCGCAAAUAAUAAUAAUACUUAUAAUAUCUGACUUUUUUUUUCAUUUGCCUUUGACUUGGAUAUUAACUCUUUUUUCGUACCGAAUCACGAGACAGCAGUUGCAGUCAUUUUUUGGCACAAUAUUAUGUCUAGUUUCAGUGAGAGCAGGUCUAGGAUUUGGAAACUUUUAACUUUUAAGUGCUCUUUAAAUUGCUGUCCCUAAUCCGACUGUAGUACGGAAUCGGCCUUGUUGGCGAUAAACAAUUUAUAAAAAAAAACCUCUAGAACUUAUCAAAAAAUAUGAUUAAGUAUAGAAGAAUGGGUAUCACCCAAGGAUUUUAAAUAAAUUAAAUUUUAGAUAUCCUGUUUGAUCCUCACUACAGUAUGAUUUCGGAAAGAUAGCACAUUUUAAAUUUAUUGUUUAAGAUAAUACCUUAAAUCUAACUGUAUUAUGAAGCUUUUGAUUUUUUUCAAACGGCUUUUCCAUAUAUUUGGAAAAAAUGCCGUAUAUAUUAAAUAAUCAUAGAAAUACAAAAUAUGAUCAAAAAUCGAUAUUUUGACAUUUUGGCUAAAUUCUAAGAAGAGACUCAGAUUCAGCGGGCGAAAUUAUACACUUAUCCCAUGAAAACUUGACCUUUUCAGAUUAAGAUAUCUCAAGUUUAAAGAAAAAUACCCCUUAGAUUUGUUCAGCGUUUGAAGUGCUCGAUCUCCCCUUUUGAAUGCAACCUGGCGCAUUCAAUUUGACCAGACCUCAAGUCCAAAAUGAUUAUUUCGGAGGCGAAAGUGUUUGUUUUUUUUAAAGCUUUUAAAGUUCUCAGAACACUUUUCUUUUGAACUUAACCCUGAAUCCAUACGUAAAAAAAAUCUGAUUUUUAAAGGUUUGCGUAGAUUGCGAGGAUUUCUUUUUGUGUUUUCGGCAAAGUUGCUUAGAUUGACAUGCUCACAACUACAUAUCUAAAAGUGCAAUAAAAAAUCCUAAAAAUAUUCCUGGAAUGUUAGAUUUUAUAGAUCACCCUAAUCGUGAACCACCCUGACUUUCAACCAAAUCAAAUUUGAAACAAUUGAAGAAAGCAUAGCUCCAAAUGUUCAUCAUUUUUGAAAAAUCAUUAUUCCACUUAAUUUUGUGCCAAAUGGGCCUUAAAAAAUUUCUGCGGAAAAUUAAAAAAAAAAUACUCAUUCUUUCAAAUGUUUCUUUGCACAUUGCACACAAAAUUUUGUUUUUUUUUUUUUCAGUUUGAUGUGAUGAUUUUUAUUUGUUCUUGUUUUUUAAUGUGAUGUUAAAAUUUUUGGCUACCAACUCUAUACCUAUUUCAACGAAAUCAUUUGAAAAGAUGCUGAAUUGGUCACUCUUUCGUUGGGAACCUGUCAAACUACACGCUGCAUUUGUUUUAAAAGAAAUUACAUAAAACAGUUUAAAGAACAAAUUUUGGAUUAAAAGACAGUUGAGGUUCAAAAAGCUUUCCGUACUAAUAUUCUUCCGACAUAAUUUCCCAACAAGAUAUUUACAGUUUUCUCUUACAAAGUUAAGCAAUGUGAUAAGUAGAAAUGCUUUUCGAUAGAAAAGAAAACAGAGAACGAGGAAUUGGACGCUGCACGCAACAAAAAAGGUGAUUGAUUUCAUAUCGAAACUGUUCCGAUUUCAUUAAACAACCAACCAGUCAGAAGAGGAAAAACUCACAAAAAUUGAUGAACAGGUCAAACUAUUGUUGAGAAGUGAAAAACAAACUUGAUAUUCGAGAAACUACUGUGAAUAUGCAAGAACUACUUAGGAAUUCUUCACUGAACACGCGAAAACCAGGCAAUUACCUUUGCCUUCAUUAGAUAUGAGAGAAAAAAAACAAGCAAAAAAUGGGUUUCGCUUUAAAAAAAAGUCAGCGUUUGCAUGUUUAUUUUUUGUAACAAAUCAAAAACGUGUCACUCUUGCAGUAAAGAGUGACAUAACCUGUAAAUAUCAAAAACAAGCAAAACAAAAAUCUCGUUUAAGUGUAAAUUACAUACAUACAAAAAAACACAAACUAGCAUAGCUUUCGAAUCCCACCACACACAUCACCUUCACUUUCAGCACACACACACUUGCACGCAAGAAGCAAACAUACACACACACACACACACUUACACACACACAUUGUGAAAGAAAGAAGCGCUUUCAAAAAGCUGUCUCUGUCUGUCUCUAUUAAGAAUAGGAACUGGAUAUAUAUUACUAUAUUAUAUAACAAACAAAAAACAAAACAAAACUAUUAUUGCAAUUCAUUAUUAAUACUAUUAGUAAUUUAUACAAAGCAAAAUGAAAAGAAAAGAAGAAAUUGACAAAGCAAAACUAUUAUUAUUAGAUUCGAAAAAAUAAAACAAAACUAAAAAAACUGAUAUUUAGCUAUUAAACAAAGUGAGUAAACUAUUGACAAAAAAAAAACAAGAAGGAUAUUGACGGUGAAAGACUAAAAAGAUAUCAACUUUUGAAUUGCAACUAAGCAAAACAAACUAAAAUCUAUAUUUUUUACUAUUUGGAAAAUUGGUUAACGUUUUUCAAAACAGCACAAACUAAGCUCAUCGAAUCACCCAACAGAAGAAGAAAAAAAUAUCUCAAAACUAGGAACAGUCAAUUGCUAAUCCUACUAUCCUGACGCCAUCAUAUUAUUUUUUCGAGGUUAAAAUGCAACACAAAAUGAUAUUGUAAGCUAGCGCUGGAGGCGUAAAUCAUGCAAAACUCACAGUCAAACACACAAAUUAAGGCAAGUUUAAAAUAACUGAGGAAAAGUGGUACUUUUCAUGGUGAUUGCCGCUGGGGAAGGAAAGGCGGUCGUGCAAGAUGGAAAUAAAUAAUGAAAAAUUAA
Molecule: messenger RNA, 12075 nt
Organism: Culex quinquefasciatus (southern house mosquito)
Lineage: Eukaryota; Metazoa; Arthropoda; Insecta; Diptera; Culicidae
Gene: rut
Product: Ca(2+)/calmodulin-responsive adenylate cyclase
Exons: 13
Coding region: 775-6993 (2072 amino acids)
Biological process (GO): adenylate cyclase-activating G protein-coupled receptor signaling pathway; cAMP biosynthetic process; intracellular signal transduction
Cellular component (GO): plasma membrane
Molecular function (GO): adenylate cyclase activity
Source: RefSeq, a predicted model, not a curated record